AGGAUUAUCUUCAGAAGAAGAAGAAGCGGCGCUGGUUUGGGUUUCUUCUCUCUUCAUUAGAACCCGUUUGAAGGUUUGACUUGGCUGAAAUGUGUUGACCGGAGCGCCCGGUGGACGUGGACGCGAUCCUCGGCGCGUCACGGCGCGUCUGUGGACAUGAACGUGUACAGCAUGAGACAGUAUUUGGACAUAACCUUUAUUUUGUGUUCCGCUCUGCCGCGCAUGCCCAGUGGCGCACGGAACGCUGGCCGACGCCACUUGGCUCCCUCCUGGCUGUGAUCAAGGAGCGAAAGUGGACUGAGGAGAAAAAUGCGCUGGCAAAGUGGCAGCGUGGAAACCAUCAACGGGACGGGACUCCGCAUCCUUCAGCAAAUAGACUGUGCCACCAACUGAAGAAUGUCAGGCACGCCAAAUGCGCAGGCUGAAGGAGUAGUCUCCAAAGUACAAGUGAAAAAGGAGAUCAAGACAAUCGUGGAGAAUUUGGAAACCAUACUGGGAGACCUUAAGGAUGUAGCCAAAGAACUCAAAGAGGUUGUUCACAAGAUUGACACACUUACUGGUGAUCUACAGCUGGAGGAGGACAGAUUGACAGAUAGCUCUAAGACAGACACGCUCAACUCCAGUUCCAGUUCCACCACCACCACAACCACCGCCUCCAGCCUUGAGAAAAUGAAGCUGUUCCCUGAUGACUGCAUCUUCAAACCACCUGCCCUUAUCACCCCAACAUCUCUCAGCCCUCUUCCAGUCUUGACUGUGCUAAAGAAACCCCACCCACCUCUACCGCCUCCCCGACAUACACCUUUAAAAGCCGAGGAUCAUAACACUAAGAAUCUGCCUCAUCCGACAUUAGUGUUGUCAGGGAAUUUAUCCAAGGCUAACGGGUCUCUAAUGAGGAAUGGUGGUAUUUUCCCAGUAAAAUCAAACAGGGAGUUGUUUUUUUCUUCACCAUGUAUCAUUGAUGACAGUGGAAUCAAUGAGUCAGGGUUUGUUCCUACACUGCCCAGGCCUAUGCCCCUUCUUCGGCACGAAAAGAACAAAUGUCCUAAGGCUCCAAGCAGGGAACCUCGUGAGCGGGUCCGUUUCAGUGAGAAGGUCCAGUACCACGGCUACUGCCCAGACUGUGACCUCCAGUAUGAUGUACAUGACACAGAACUACCUUUACAGGCUGAGCUAAAUGAGUUACGACUCAGCCCUGUGCAUUGCUGCUCUUCAUCCUCCCUUCCUCCUCCAUCUCUUCCUCAAGAACUCAUCCUAGAAAAUGGUGGCCUCUGUCUCAGCCACAGCUUCCCACCAACAGCAAGCACUACUCCACCUUGCGUGCCUCCUCACCCGCCUUCCCUCAAGCCUCAGAAAACAAUCUUGCGCAAAUCAACCACCACUACGGUUUGACGUUGAACUGCCGAUUUUGUCUAAGUCAAACAUUGUUGAAUCAUUCAUAGUGUUUUCUACUUUAUGAGUGCUUUCUACGCCAACUGAAUUUUGGAUUAUCCAGUGGAAGGGCUGGGAAAAGGG
Thalassophryne amazonica is the source of this 1512-nucleotide messenger RNA. RefSeq names its product proline rich 16 (gene prr16). Gene Ontology annotation, biological process: positive regulation of translation; positive regulation of cell size. Lineage: Eukaryota; Metazoa; Chordata; Actinopteri; Batrachoidiformes; Batrachoididae. The transcript has 2 exons. The coding region runs from base 397 to 1389 and encodes 330 amino acids. The record is from RefSeq and is a predicted model, not a curated record.